Messenger RNA from Penicillium mononematosum, 225 nucleotides. RefSeq lists its product as uncharacterized. The record is from RefSeq and is a predicted model, not a curated record. The transcript has a single exon. NCBI's taxonomy places the organism in Eukaryota, Fungi, Ascomycota, Eurotiomycetes, Eurotiales, Aspergillaceae. Bases 1 to 225 code for a protein of 74 amino acids.
AUGGUUGCCGACCUCACACUGCAAACUCCCAUUGUUGCGCCAAACCCAUUGCGAGUUCCUGUGAUGCUCGCACCCGUUGUCCUCGUGGUGCCGCAAGUCCUCGACUAUCCGGUGAAACGCGUCUUGGCGGACAUGGACAUCAGCAUCGGCCGGCACCUCCUCAUGUACCGCCCGGAUUGCCACUUCCUCAAGCCUGUCCUCGUGCCAAAGUGGGCACUGGCAUGA